CCGGUUUGACAGACGUUACAUGUGACUGUUGUAAAUAACACAAAACUCAACUUAGAACCAGUAAAUAUGAAUAGGAUUUGAUCGAAAUUGUAUCAAACGUUGAUUAAAUUUGUUAUAAUUUGUGUCACAAACAUGAACGCCAUAAUUUCCUCUAAUAUUUCUUCAUUGUUUCGAAAAUGUAACAUCUUACAAACGACGGGUGCUUUAAGGAAUUAUGCAACACCCAAACCUGGAGGAGCACUCGGUUCCAAGAAAAAGAAAUUGGGUAAAUUAGGUCCAGUGGUAGAGAAAAAAGUGAUGCCGGUGGAAACUGAUGCAACAAAGUUAGUCAGUUAUGUUUGCGGAAGUAAUUUCAUGAAAACCGGAGAAGACAUAAAACUAAAACCCGACUCGGAGUAUCCGGAGUGGUUGUGGAGUUUACAUGUUGGUAAACCUUUGACGUUGGAAGAGAUGGAUCCUGACACAAAACCGUAUUGGAGAAAGCUACGACGGUUAGCAUUGCAACGAAACAAUAAACUUUCGAAACUGAAAAAGUUUUAACUGUUGAGUCUGAGUUUAUUGAUCAUACAAUAAAAUUUUCAUACAGAA
Malaya genurostris is the source of this 588-nucleotide messenger RNA. It is a transcript of the gene mRpL54, whose product is annotated as large ribosomal subunit protein mL54. Bases 133 to 540 code for a protein of 135 amino acids. Gene Ontology annotation, cellular component: mitochondrial large ribosomal subunit. Gene Ontology annotation, molecular function: structural constituent of ribosome. The record is from RefSeq and is a predicted model, not a curated record. Lineage: Eukaryota; Metazoa; Arthropoda; Insecta; Diptera; Culicidae. The transcript is spliced from 2 exons.